AUGUCAGAAAGAGGGCGAGGGGGACGAGGCGGUGCGCCUUCACAACGCGGUGGACCGCGCGGCGGCGGCGGUCGCGGCGGCAACUCGGGCGGCCGGGGCGGCGGACGUGGCGGCCACAACUCGUCGGAGCGCCCGGCAUCGGAACGUCCCAAGAAGGAAGCGAUCCUCGACCUGACCAAGUACAUCGACACCAAGAUCCGCGUCAAGUUCGCCGGCGGCCGCGAGGUGUUUGGCGUGCUCAAGGGGUUCGACCAGCUCAUGAACCUCGUCAUGGACGACGUGCACGAGGCGCUCCGCGAUGCCGACGGCAACGUGGGCGAAAAGACGCGCAACCUGGGUCUGGUCGUAUUGAGGGGUACCGCACUCACCGUCAUCAAUCCAGCAGACGGAUUUGAGUCGAUCGAAAACCCGUUCGCACAAGCCGAGUAG
Molecule: messenger RNA, 429 nt
Organism: Moesziomyces antarcticus
Lineage: Eukaryota; Fungi; Basidiomycota; Ustilaginomycetes; Ustilaginales; Ustilaginaceae
Product: u6 snRNA-associated Sm-like protein LSm7
Exons: 3
Coding region: 1-429 (142 amino acids)
Biological process (GO): mRNA splicing, via spliceosome; nuclear-transcribed mRNA catabolic process
Cellular component (GO): U12-type spliceosomal complex; U6 snRNP; U2-type prespliceosome
Molecular function (GO): RNA binding
Source: RefSeq, a predicted model, not a curated record